Molecule: messenger RNA, 1307 nt
Organism: Cryptomeria japonica (Japanese cedar)
Lineage: Eukaryota; Viridiplantae; Streptophyta; Pinopsida; Cupressales; Cupressaceae
Product: probable carboxylesterase 15
Exons: 1
Coding region: 140-1144 (334 amino acids)
Molecular function (GO): hydrolase activity
Source: RefSeq, a predicted model, not a curated record
UCACCAUGAAAGACAAACAAGCUUACAGAUUAAAGACAAUGGAGAGCAGCUCAGCAUGAAAGAGAAACAAGUUUACAGGUUAAAGAGACCACCGAGAGCUUUUUUGUGUCAAUUGUAAAACCCAAACAGUGAGCUGAGAAUGGGCAUAGAGAAAGAAAUUCAAGUACCAAAUUUGGUGGAAGACUUUGCAGGGGCACUAAAACUUUAUGAUGAUGGAACCAUCAUUCGCACCGAUCAGGACAAUCUCAUUGUGAACGUUCCUCCCUCCCUACAAAACCAAGAUGUUAAAAGUAGAGAUGUUGUAAUAAACGAGGAAUUGGGCAUUUGGGUUCGCUUCUUCCUCCCCUCCCCUAAGCCCGCCUCCUCUAAGCUAUCUCUUGCUCUCUUCUUCCAUGGCGGUGGCUUUUGUUUCCUUUCUCCUUCAUUUCUUGCUUCCCACUCCUUUUGCCAAAAGUGGGCUGCCACCUUAGGAAUAAUGAUAGUUUCAGUGAAUUACAGAUGGGCUCCAGAGAAUCGCCUUCCUGCAGCUUAUGAGGACUCCAUGGCUGUACUCCAAUGGCUUUUCUCCGCCUCUGAUCCAUGGCUCAAUUACCACGCUGAUCUCAGCAAUGUGUUUCUUAUUGGGGAGAGCUCAGGAGGGAAUAUAAUCCAUCAUCUUCUUAUGCGAGCCCAUGCUUGUGAUUCCUUUGACAAUAUUAGAGGAGCGAUUCUGAUUCAGCCCUUCUUUGGAGGGAAAGAUCGUACCCACUCGGAGAAUGUGUGUCCAAGGGAUGUUUUGGUGAAUGUGGAGGCUUGUGAUACAUUUUGGAGAUUGGCUUUGCCAUUUGAAGCGCAUGGAAAUAGAGAUCACCCAUUCAGCAAUCCAGUCAUGUAUUUUCCUUUGGAGUUGAGUAGCGUAAUUGGGUUUCCUCCCAUGUUGGUUGUUUUGGGAGGCAAGGAUUGUUUGAGGGAUAGAGGAGAAGAGUACUACGAGGCUAUCAAAGUCUGUGGGAAGUGUAAGAGUAUUGAUUUGAUUGUGUUUGAGAAGGAAGAACAUGGGUUUCAUCUUUCUUUCAAUGAAACAGACCCUGAUAAUCAGGAGUACUCCAACAAUGGCAGAUUAAUGCACGAGGCGGCUCUAUUUGUGUCUUCCAACAGCCAUUGAGCUCGCUUUAUAUUUUAGGGUUUGGAUCUUUUUAACCGUCAUGCAAAUAUGUUCUCGUUAAUCCAAGCAAUGUUAAUGAAGUCUGGACAUUACAAACCUCCGUGUACUCACUAAGUUUGGAUCUUUACUUAUUUGCUAGUUUUUAUUUCUGUAACGACGACUG